Messenger RNA from Zasmidium cellare ATCC 36951, 1125 nucleotides. RefSeq lists its product as uncharacterized. The transcript is spliced from 3 exons. The coding region runs from base 1 to 1125 and encodes 374 amino acids. The record is from RefSeq and is a predicted model, not a curated record. NCBI's taxonomy places the organism in Eukaryota, Fungi, Ascomycota, Dothideomycetes, Mycosphaerellales, Mycosphaerellaceae.
AUGGUCUCAGCAAAGCUCGAGGUGCUCCAUAACCGGAGAAAAGGCACCGCACGCAUCGAGUACGCCAUGUUCGAGCCUUUCUGGCGAUUCCGCGAUCCCACCGGCGAACCCAUCCUCACGAUCCGACUCCUGGACGUCCUGUACAUCAAGGUCUCGGUAUUACAGUCCGAGCGCAUCAAGCUUGUCAUUCGCACCAAGAAGCGACCCUACCUCUUCAUUUCUACCAAAUCUAAGAAGUUCCAUGCUCCAUUUUCGAGGGUCUUUCCGCCUAUUGAGUACCUUCGAGGACUACUUUGCGACGAGCCGGCGGCCAAGAAGCAACCUCUCUCCUUAUUCGACCUGCCUCAAGAGCUGCUGGACGUCAUAUUCGGUCUUGCGUAUCCGGCCCAGGAAGGCUUGGUCAUCAACGGCCGGGACGGCUGGCAAUCGGAACAAAAGCAACAGAACCGAUGCAACGGGACAGCAACUGCUUUACGAAAGCUCGUCCCAAAAGUCUGCGACUUCAUGGUCUCGAAGAGGUUCCUCAAAGAGUCCGCCAAAGCUUGGAGCAUCAAGUUGGCGGCAUCCUUCAUUUGGCGGGUUGCCACGUUUCCGUCUCUGAAGGAGCUGAACUUGAUGGUCAGCGAGCCUGCUUUUGAGUCCGUAGAGCCACAGUAUCCAUGGAAGGCCACACUUGGAGAGAAAGAGUUCAGGAUCAUCUUCGAAAAGUUUGGGCUCGGCCGAUUGCGAGGGCUCAAGAAGUUCAGCUUGGUUGCUGGGGAGAUCUACCGGAAGAGGACCAAGCUGGAGAAGCAGAAGUGGGAAGAGAACGUGGCGGCUUUGGAGACAUACCAACUGCCUUUCGUGACCAAGCCUAGAAUCUCGACGGUAACAAAUGCGAAGUCGGGAAGUGCGCGUGGAGUGUCUUUGACGGACGAGGAUGCUGCGGAAGUGGGUGACUCACCUGUUCCCGGCGUCUACAUCGCCAAAGGGGGACUGAUUCUCUUCCCCAGCAGCAUGCAGCUCGAAAACCUCAAGACGACGCAGGCAUUCAUCACUCAGAAUAGCAAUGCUGUCAUCUCUGCGAUUUGGAAGAACCAAGUCAACGAAGACUUGGCAACUGAAUUCGCCGCUUUGAAGAUCUAG